This is a messenger RNA of Protopolystoma xenopodis, 594 nucleotides long. Lineage: Eukaryota; Metazoa; Platyhelminthes; Monogenea; Polystomatidea; Polystomatidae. The record is from the annotation of a GenBank genome assembly.
AUGACUCCAAAUGAGCAAUUCAAGGAGAUCAGCCAUCUGGUGAUACCGCGUGCAGAGCUCUCGGGUCGUGUGAUCACUAAAGAGGCGUUCGGGCAUUGCAUCAUUGGCUGUCCUCAGUGCAUCACAGGAGCAAAGUAUGACCGGAAUCUACUUCACUUCAACACCUGCCUUGUAGUGCGGCCACGUGCUGCUCCCUAUCUUGACGAUGUGACCGGUGGCUGGCAUCUUUGGCCUUCGAGUUCUCCUGACUCCAGCAAUUGUAUUGGAGGUGGUGGAUGUGAAAUUGUCAGCGCUCUGAGGCCUCCUAUACUGGCUGCAUACGAAACCCUUGCUCGCAAGUUAAACGUUUAUCUUGCGGCAGAAGAGUUGGAGCAUGGCCUGCUUACCCGAGACACUGUCCAAGUGACCAGUGGGGAGCAGACUCAGUUUUCAAAGGGCGAAGUCCAGACCGAGAGUGGUGGACGCAUCAAGGUUGCGCGUCCCGGACUUUCGUUUUUUGACCAAAUUUGGACAGACCUCAAGGAGACCGGAUUGUCUAUUCUCAGUAUUAGAGGCUCGCGCUCACUCUACCUCAAGGUUAGACUUAAAAUAUAA